AUGGGUUCUGUAAUGAGCUUGAGCUGUCCCAAGACGAAAGAACAAACUCAGGAAGAGGAACUCUCAAACAAAUCUUGCGAAACAAGAAAGACAUGUUCAUCUAAAGAACAAGAGUACUCCAGAUUGAUUCCAAAUCUUCCUGAUGAGUUAUCUUUACAGAUUCUUGCUAUGCUCCCAAGAAUCUGCUACUCGAAUGUUCAAUUAGUUUCACGGAGGUGGAGAUCAGCUCUAUCGACCCCUGAGCUCUUUACUCUAAGGAAAGAGCUUGGAAAAACAGAGGAAUGGCUCUAUCUGUUGACUAAAAGCCAAGAGGGUAACCUUUCGUUGCACGCUUUAGAUCCAGUCUCUAAAAGAUGGCAAAGACUGCCUCCUAUGCCUGUUAUUGUUUACGAAAAGGAACCUACUACAAGUAGUAUGUGGAAUCUCAUGAGGAGCUUACUCGGUAGAAAAGAGGCCCAAGUGUUGCCUAACGAGUUCUUGGCUGACUUGUUGAAGCCUAUUGUUACCGGGAUGACUUGUUACAACGGUAGACUAUGUGUUACUCAGAGUUUAUACUCUUGUCCUUUCUUUUUUGAUGCUGGAGGAAAGUUUUAUGAUCCGGGGACGAGUCUUUGGGGUGAGAUGCCGUCUGGUAUGGGUCAAGGUUGGCCUGCAAAGGGAAUUUAUAAUACUUCUUCUGGCUUUGGCUGGCAUUUGGUGGCUGCCAUUGAGCAAUAG
Molecule: messenger RNA, 717 nt
Organism: Eruca vesicaria subsp. sativa (arugula)
Lineage: Eukaryota; Viridiplantae; Streptophyta; Magnoliopsida; Brassicales; Brassicaceae
Source: the annotation of a GenBank genome assembly